Fusarium subglutinans is the source of this 1359-nucleotide messenger RNA. RefSeq names its product ankyrin repeat domain protein. The coding region runs from base 1 to 1359 and encodes 452 amino acids. The transcript has a single exon. Gene Ontology annotation, molecular function: protein binding. The record is from RefSeq and is a predicted model, not a curated record. Lineage: Eukaryota; Fungi; Ascomycota; Sordariomycetes; Hypocreales; Nectriaceae.
AUGACAUACACCAAUCGCCAUAUGCGUCGUUCUGGCCGUAAACCGGCUCUAUACUUUUAUAUCCGGUUCGGUUCGAGAGACACUCCUCCCGUACCUAGACCUGCCAGUAUCCCUCCAUACCAGCCUGAGUUAUUCAAGCGAAACAAAGAAGAUGAAGCACAACUCAAACAACUACGUGCGCGCCACUCCCGGGAUUGGAGUCAAAUAGACGCCCAAGCCUACGAGGAUAUCAUGGACAGAGACGCGGCUAGGAGCGAUGCAUCCAAAGAACCGCUGAGGCUUAUUAUAUACAGCUACUUCGAGCAUCUCAACCUUCCUCCUCUGCCACCUCCUCUUCCAGGAUGUAGCACAAGUGUACUAUUCAAGAGAGCGGAAAACCACAGUAACGAGAGUGUUAGGCCCUUCAUGGUGGCUUGCGAUAAAGGCUUGCUUGAUGAGGUCAAGGCUUGGACGGAAGAUGGGGAACACAUAGAAGAGCUUCAACAGCUGGGUCUCCAAGACGGGUUGGUUUACGCAGCGAGGGCGAAUCAGAUUGAAGUAGUGCGAUAUCUGCUCGAUGAGAGAUGGACUCCUCUGAACGGUGAAGUGGUGAGAGAAGCUUGCGAUAACCUUUCCCUCCCGCUGUUCGAAAUCUGCGUCCGGCAUGGUUAUCACCCCAAUCAGCAAAUACCCAGCCGCGAUGGGCAUUUCGGAGUUGCCAUAAACCACUGUGUUCAAGACGUGGAUAUCACUCGUUUUCUCCUUGAACAUGGCGCAGAUCCAGACCUUGCCCCAUUCAAGGACGGAAGGCUACAUGACUGGGGGGAGAAAGCCACGCCACCAAUGGACCGUACAUCAGGACUCGCACUCGACCUCUCAGUUGAAAAGAGCCCAAUGAUUGUGGUGCAGAUGCUUCUUGAGUAUGGCGCUCAUCCACAAUACUCACGUCCACUACACGGAGCUAUUAAAAGAUUACACCGCCAUUCAGUUCCUGGCGCUGAGGAAGACUGGAGACCACUGAUGGGGAUGGCUUUAAAUUACGGAGCUGAGAUCAAUGCAAGGACCUACUCGGGCGGUACAGCGCUGUCGACGGCUGCUCAUUACGAAAACUGGGAAAUAGUCGAGUUUCUCAUUGAGAAGGGCGCGGAUCCGUUCGUCAAGUGUCCUUCCUCAAAACAAGAUUCGUUCGAUUCAGCGCUGAAAUUUGAGGAUCAGCCUUGGCAGAGGAGCAAGGAGGUGAAAGAAUAUCUGAAGAGUUUGAUGAGUGGAUCAAAACUGGAGAUUAGAGGAGAAGCCCUAGAGGAGGCGAGGAAUAAUCCACUGGUGCGGAUCAUUGAGAAAGUGAAGAGCAGAGAUAUGGCCAGGUUAGAGAUUGCGUAA